This is a messenger RNA of Cucumis sativus (cucumber), 1511 nucleotides long. RefSeq lists its product as uncharacterized. The record is from RefSeq and is a predicted model, not a curated record. Bases 130 to 1056 code for a protein of 308 amino acids. The transcript is spliced from 11 exons. Lineage: Eukaryota; Viridiplantae; Streptophyta; Magnoliopsida; Cucurbitales; Cucurbitaceae.
UAGAUUAUUGGUUUAAAAAAUCCUAAAUUUCUCAUCAAAUAACCAAUCUUACAUUGACGGCGACGGUGGCUCCGUUGUUCAAAUUUCAGAGCGGGUUUCUGGGUUGUGAAGCUCAGAAAUCUCUACAAAAUGGCGGUUUGCUCAAUUAAGAUCCUCCUCUAUCUCUUUCCCGCCUUCGUCUUACCUCUUUUUGCCGUAUGCGAGAUCCUCUCGCCUGGUCAAUCAGGCAACGAUGCGUUGAUCCACGAAUUACUGGGAAUCAAGCUCAGGAUCUCUCACUUAGAAUCCGUUCUGGAGGAAAGCAAGCAAAAUUUAACUGAGAAGAGUAAUGAACUGAAGGCGCAGGAAAAGCUAAUUGAGGAUGUGUCACAUAAGAUUCAGUACUUGGAGUCUGCUAUAUCUGAUAUGAAGAGGAAAAUUUCAAGUGACGAUGAAAGGAUUGCUGUUCUGGAGGAUGAGGUACGACGUCUCUGGGAUGCAAAAAGAAAGAAUAACUUUGAUAUUCAUCUUUUGAAAGCCAAGGUACAGGAAGCUGAGGAAAAACUAGAAGAGGUUACCUCACAAGUUGAGAAGAAGUCUAGCAUCAUAUCCGAACAGUGGAUUCAAAUUCGGCACCUAGAGCAGGCUCUUGAAAUGUCCAAAAUACAAGCCCUGAAGGUCCGCCAGCAAUUUGCUCUAACCAGAUGCACCUUUGUGAAGUUGGUGAACACGCGUUUUGCCAAUCAACUUCAGAAGGCCUUUCAGACAUUGAACCAUCAUGUUUUCAGCAAAGUUCCUACCUUGAGUUCCAGGGUUACAGGAGCCAUCCAUUACUUCCAAAGAGUCUAUGAAGAAGCCAAAAAGUAUCACCACGAGUUGCAAAGACUGAUUAAACAAGAAAUGGAAAGAAAUGAAUAUGCUGCACAUCUUGCCAACCCGGAAUUGAUUUUCUUUUUGGCGUCUGCUCUUGCUAUCUUCCCAAUUUUUGGUGCUUGGAUGUUCCUCUCUUCGUGGUUUUCCAGAUGCAGAAGUAGAAGAAGAAUUCACAAGCAAGCCAAGCUGAUGAUAAAGGCAUGAUAACUGCUAUAUCAGUUAGGAAGUUCAGUAGAACCGACGACCAUGAAAUGACCUAGUGAUUGUUAGGACAAAGGGGAAAAAGCGAAGGACUUAAAAGAAUAGGUUCAUACCAAGCCAUCAACUUUCAAGAAAGGUACUCAUCCAUCACUGUUUUUAUUUACUUUUGGAAUAGUAAAACAUAAAAGUAGCUAACUAAAUGCACAUUUUCCACCUUUUUGGCAACAUAGUCAAGUCAAUUUCAAAGACCAGUCCUUCCUCAAGUGUUGGACAGAGAAGCGCAUGGUUGAAAACAUUACUUCGAAAAAUCCAUUCUCAUCCAUUCAACAGCAUUAACAAUCAGUGUGUUGAUGUGGAGAAGAUGAACAAAUAGAAGUUUGUUAAAUAUCAGUGAUGAAGAUAUUUCAAUAGAAGAGGACAGACAAACAUCCAAAUGUCUAGAUUUCUACAAAAGAAAA